This is a messenger RNA of Seriola dumerili (greater amberjack), 1596 nucleotides long. RefSeq names its product dickkopf-related protein 3-like (gene dkk3b). The coding region runs from base 97 to 912 and encodes 271 amino acids. Gene Ontology annotation, biological process: negative regulation of canonical Wnt signaling pathway; multicellular organism development. The transcript is spliced from 7 exons. Gene Ontology annotation, cellular component: extracellular region. The record is from RefSeq and is a predicted model, not a curated record. Gene Ontology annotation, molecular function: receptor antagonist activity; co-receptor binding. NCBI's taxonomy places the organism in Eukaryota, Metazoa, Chordata, Actinopteri, Carangiformes, Carangidae.
GCUGUGCGCCCUCAGUGCGUCACACUGCUCUGCUACAGACAGACGGACAGACAGACAGACAGACAGCGGCGAGCAGGAGGAGGAAGAGAAGGAAAGAUGUCCGGUAUCAUGCUGCUGUCGGUGUCUUGGAGUUUGUGCUUGUUGUGGGCGACCGGCGGGAGUGCGCGGAGCGGGGCAGUGAUCCUGCGGGACGCCCUGGAGCGAGUCCCGGUCAGCCUGAACGACAUGUUCCGAGAGGUGGAGGAGCUGAUGGAGGAUACCAAGCACAUACUGGAGGAGGCAGUGGAUCAGAUAACUACCGAGAGUGCUAAAUCAUCUUUAACGUCACCAGAUCUGCUUCUCGCCUACCACAACGAAACCCAGCGGAUUAUUAAGAAUGGAGACAGAGACAUUCAGGUCCUAGAUAGGACCAACAAGGAAACUAAUAACAAAACAGGAGAGACUCAUCUUUCACACAUCCAUAUGGAGCUCAAUGGGCUUUGGAACAGUGUUGAUCACGAAUGCAUGGUGGAUGAGGACUGUGGUGACCUGAAAUACUGCUUAUAUGAGAUUGAGAACUCUAAGUGCCUCCCCUGCAUACCAACAGAUAUGCCCUGCACUAAGGAUGAGGAGUGCUGCUCAGACCAGAUGUGUGUGUGGGGCCAGUGUACAGUCAAUGCCACCAGAGGAACAGAGGGAACUAUCUGUCAGGGUCAGAGUGACUGCAGGCUGGACCUGUGCUGCGCCUUUCAACGAGAGCUAUUGUUCCCAGUGUGUAAUCCCAAACCAGGGAAGGGGGAGUCCUGUCUGAGCCACCCCAACCUGUUGAUGGAUAUGCUGGCCUGGGACCAGGAGGGCCCCCGUGACCACUGCCCCUGUGCUGACUCCCUCCAAUGCCAACCUCAUGGACGUGGAUCUGUUUGUGGGGAGUAGUGCUGGAAAAUGAAAAGCAUGAGGAGGUUAUAUUCAACUACAUAACCCUGUCCAGAAGCUAUACGGACAUCCUUACUGAUCAUUCACCAAAGAACAGUCCACCUACUGAUCAACAGUUUCUUAAAGUAUAGGAUAUUGCUUCAGGGCAGGACUUGCACUGUGUUAUUUAUGCCUUACUACCAAUCUGUAUUAUAUAUCAUGAAGGAAAUAAUAAAGACUUGUUUUUGGUUUUGACUGAGAACCAAGAAAAGUGGUACUUUGGUAUUCACUAGUUCAGUUCGGAUACAGAUGAGCUUAUUUAUUUCACUGCAGAGUGGAUGAUAAGAGCUGCGGCAAAACACAGCACUGACCACUAGAGGGCAAACUUCUGCCUGUUUCGUGUGUGAGGAAAGUAAACCAAGAAAUCACACACACACACACACACACACACACACACACACGCUUUUACACAUGAAAAUUCAUGAAGAAAAUAUUCAGGAUCAGGCUGAUACCCACAUGACCAUUGUGCAGACUGAUACAAAUCUCUGGCUCUCUCUCUCAUACACUCACACACAACAGUGGGAAACAAAAAGGUCUUUGACUUGCAUAUUAAGAGAGGUUUUGGAUUCAUCUUCAGUGUUUUUCCAGACUAAAUAUCUGCUGGCUUCUGUUCACGCUUUAAUGCAAAAUUAUAGAAAAAUUAAA